AAGAAGAACAUAUUACUGAUGAAUUAUUUAUACAUAUGCAAAUGUAUUUACUUGGGGAUUUAAUUGAUGAGUGAUUAAUCGAUAAACCACACUUGUAGGCUGUGAUUGAUUAAAAAAUAAUUGAUCGAUUAAUCUUGUGCGGUAUCAGAAAACUGCCUGAACAAGAAAUCUUGAAAAAUGGCAGAGGGUACUUAUUGGAAGAUAUAAUCAAUAUUUCACAAUAUCUCAGAAUGAAGAAGAAAAGACUGCAACUUGCAACAUUUGCUCAUCGGUGCUUUCCUUUCACCGCAGUGCUACAAGUUUACCAUAUCAUCUCAGUCGCAAGAUCUCAAAGCAAUUACACGUCUGAGUAUCUGAGUAACUCCUCAGAGGCCACUACGGCUCCAACAAACACAGCAAACCAAACUGAAGCUCCGGUCACCUUAUUCCGAUUAUUUGGUGGUGAUAGCCCUUGUUCUGGGAGCCUGCAGGUAUUUUAUAAUGAAACAUGGGUUCCAGCAGAAGUCACCCCAGUUUGGAAUAUCAGUGAAGCAACCUUAGUCUGUGAAAAACUGGACUGUGGAAAAGCUUUUGAUGUUCAACCACUUCAAAAUCCCAAUUCUCAAAUGCAACACUCCCAAUACAAUUCAGGACUGCUUGAGUGUAACUUUGGGGGUCCAGAUUUGUUUAACUGCACAGAAGCUCAGAAAGGUUAUUACAUUAAUAGGACGAAUGUCAUCUGCAGAGGUCACCGAGCUGUGCGAUUGGCUGGAGGUAGAGAUGCUUGUGCUGGAAGAGUGGAGGUCUGGGAGGAGGGGUUUUGGGGCACUGUGUGUGACGAUUGGUGGGACAUGAAGGAUGGCAAUGUGGCCUGUGCACAGGUGGGCUGCGGAUUUGCUGUGGAAGUGCUGUCGGACGGGGCACGCCAGUUUGGAAAUGGGCACGGUCCUAUUCUGAUGGAUGAUGUGAACUGUACAGGGACAGAGAGAUUUCUGUGGGAGUGUCCAGUUCUGAAACACAGCGGGGACUGUGGGCACAAAGAGGACGCUGGGGUCAUAUGUUCAGAGCACAAGGCAGUACGCUUGAGCGGUGGCUUGGACAGGUGUUCUGGCAGAGUGGAAAUCCACCGCAAUGGGUCAUGGGGAACAGUCUGUGACAGUGUGUGGGGAGAAGAUGAGGGGAGAGUGGUGUGCUCCAUGCUGGGCUGUGGGGACCAAGUGCAGGUCAGCGGUUUUUACAACACCUUCAAACACAACACAACUCUAAAAUGGUUCUAUCAGUGUACUACAAAUGUUCGUAGUCUUUGGGACUGCAAGGAAUUCGCCAAUAACCCACACCUCUGCAAGAAAUCAUCUGCAGCCGCAGUUGUGUGCAGCAAAUCUCUUGGACUUCCUCACAUCACAGUCACUGCAGAAGAAGCAUGGACCACCGGCACCCCAACAUCUGCUUUUAUUUUAAUAGAAAAGACAGGUUUUCUUGUCCCUCUAUCAGUUCUGGGCUGUUUUGUGCUGUCACUUUUUCUGCUGCUGGUGAUGAUUCUUUAUGCUGUGCAAUUCUGUAAAUACAAGAAAAGAGACAUGAUGUCAGUUCAGCAGACCAAUUCUAACAUCAUAAAUGAGAAGAAUGAUUACCAAGAUGAUGUCAAUCUCAUUAAAGUUACAACAAACAACGGCAAUGUAAAUCCUAAAUUGGAAGCCACUCAGCUUGUUAAUGAUGAUUCCUCAUUUGAAGCUGAUUAUGAGGACUAUGAUUUCAGUGUAGAACCUGCUGCCACCAUGUCCACCUUUCAAAAUUCCCUUCGAAACAGAACAGACAACAGAAGCCCUAGGAUGAGUACUAUCCCAAUGACUACCCUAGCAGAAGAAGAAUUCCAGUAUAAUCCCAACACUCCCAUAUACAGUGACCCUCUAAUUUUGAAUGAAGAGUUCUCCAGCACAUCUUCAGGAGAAAGCUACCAGAAUAACGAGGCUGUGAACUAUAACACACAAUCUGUUGAGGAUUUCAGCAGAUCCUCAGAUUGCACUCCUAAAUCAUACAUGGUUGAAGAUGGUGUGUCUUCCCAGGGUGAUAAAGAUGUGCCCAGUCCAGUGUGGCAACUGCCCCCCUCCCAGUCUGAAACCACCAUGCCCCAACCACACCACUGGGACCAGUUACACAAUCAACCCAUUGACAACACGGCAGACUCCUCCAGCACAUCAUCAGGAGAAUGCUAUGAGAAUGUUGGCAGACUUAACUCCAAGCCGCAAACUAUAGGUGUCUCUGAGAAUCAUCAAGGCAAUGUUUGUCAAGAUUUCUCAUCAAACAGCGAUUAUGAUGACAUUGCAAACUACUGCCAUUGAUGCAGAGCUGUAAUUCACUCUGGGCAUUCCUUCCAUUCGCCACAAGCCAUUUCGGAAUAUAAAUGCAGACAGAUAUCUCUCCAACUGAGUGACCAGGCUACUGCCUUUUUUAAUCAGGGGGUGCUCAGGUUUGGAUGGCAUCACACAGCCAAGAAACUGUGCAGCAUGUAUAUUAUGGUUUCAAAAAUAUGCACUGCAGUUUGUAUUGCUUAAUUGACCAUCCUUUAAUGCAUGAAAACAUGUGGCCAUUGAAUCAAUAAGGGUGUGAAUCCCACCUUCAGCUGGCAGAUGUCAAAGAGAACGUUUUUGAUUUGUAGUUGCCUGUCAGGAUGGUUCCAUAAGCACUUUUCUAUAUUAUUUCCCUGAUAAACAAGAAAUAGCCUUCAGUUAUGAAACAGUUGGAAGAUAUCUGCAAAGAGAAGCAUCCAAAAGACAUCCCCAGUGCAGUCAGAACUUCACUUUGCACAGGUACCAGAUAAAAAUUCAACAAAACCACUUUAAUAAUCACAAAUACAAUAAUGGUUUCGUUGUUAGACAUUUUUCUUAUGUGCUACAAGGGUACAUUCAAUGCAAAUUCAGACAUGCAAGUCAUAGGCUACAUGACAACUGACAAAAAUACAGGUAGCAUGCCAUAAUUGUGGCGCUACUGUUCCUGAAAAAAGUUUACCGUCCUUUUAUUUUGACAAGGGUUUCCAACAAACUUCUAAGUGCCGUGCCAGAAGGUGUCAUUUUAUGGUAAUUAAGGAGGAGCUAUGCUAAUAUUUACAUUUGAAGUACCGCUCAUUAUAAGAACCGUACGAUUAAUUAAACGUGCAUUGUAUUAAAACAACGUUGCAAGGUGAUAGAUUGAUAUUACAGAAACUUUUAUUUUACUUACCUAAUCAUGGCCAUCUCGGUUUACAACAGGUGGAACUGGAUUGUUCUCCUUCUCACCCUUGCUUUUUUUUUCCUGUUUUCGAGGAUGGUUAGAAAAGUAAUUCUUUUUGCUACUACUGAUUUCAUUGAAGCUUACUUUUUGAACUACAUACUAUUAAUAUCUGUUUCAUGCGGUUACUCCUCCUCAUCAAUGAGAUGUUUUGUUUCAAGUUAAAACAAAAAAUGUCUAGUAAAACAUAACAGGAUUCUUAACUCCAAAUCAAUUGAGAGGAUUUAACUACUAUACUUCUAAAACAAGAAGUUCCUUUGUAUAAAAUAGUUUAACAGCAGGAUUUGAGGUUAUGAUUUAUGGACCAUAAGCUCAGGUUUUAUGUAUUGAGCUACACAGAGAUUUCGGCUUGCUGCUCAGAUUUCACUGGUUCACCAGUGACAGUUGGUAGGGGUGUAGAUCAACUACAUAUUACAUUUUCCAUUUAUAUUUAGAAAUAGAAAUGUACAGUAUAAACAGGUGAAUCUGUUUUGAGAUUAUUAUUCAUACAAGUCUGUUAUGAAAUUCCUGAGAAUACAUUUUUGAUAAUUUUGGGCAGCACUGAUGUACUGUAGCUCUGUCACCUUUCUCUGGCUGGCAUACUUUCUUGUUGUUGUAUAUAUAGAGUUUCAUUGGCCCUUAAAAGUAUUUCUUCUGAAAAUGUCCAAUAAGCAUUACUUAACACAAGACUUAUAAUGGGAUUACAGGAGAUAAGGAAGUGUUUUGCUUUUGUUGGCGACAGUAAAUAAGUGGCCUUUGCUACUGUACCCUGUCCCAACAGACUGCGCUCAACCAAGUAUUUCCAAGGCAUGUUGCCAACACAAUACCAAAUCUAUGUAAACAAGAAAUCAAGAUUCACCUUUUAAAGUCAUUUUAUUAAACAUACACAUUUAGA
Acipenser ruthenus (sterlet) is the source of this 4117-nucleotide messenger RNA. RefSeq names its product T-cell differentiation antigen CD6-like. Bases 231 to 2318 code for a protein of 695 amino acids. Gene Ontology annotation, cellular component: membrane. The transcript has 14 exons. NCBI's taxonomy places the organism in Eukaryota, Metazoa, Chordata, Actinopteri, Acipenseriformes, Acipenseridae. The record is from RefSeq and is a predicted model, not a curated record.